Molecule: messenger RNA, 5361 nt
Organism: Polypterus senegalus (gray bichir)
Lineage: Eukaryota; Metazoa; Chordata; Cladistia; Polypteriformes; Polypteridae
Product: zinc finger protein 397-like
Exons: 3
Coding region: 296-1450 (384 amino acids)
Biological process (GO): negative regulation of transcription by RNA polymerase II
Molecular function (GO): DNA-binding transcription repressor activity, RNA polymerase II-specific
Source: RefSeq, a predicted model, not a curated record
GUGCCUCAAAAUCAGGUGACUGGGAUUUUCAAACCAAGGCAGCCUCAGAACAGCGUUUCGAAACCUCGCCUAGUCAGCAUCGAGCAGCCCAUCACUACUUUGCUCUUAUGAGAUCCUAGCGGUCCGACUUCUUCACGGCCAUACGAUCAAGCAAAGGUGUGGAAGGACUUUCCCAUUUCACUUGUUCAUACACUGAGGUGUCUAAUGGCCUCCAGCUCAGGGCUGUCCAUGUGAGAAGUGAAUCUCCGAAGAGAAGGACAGACAAUUAAAGAAAGUGAAGAGUUUCCCACAGAGCAUGGCCUCUGCCAAAGAAGAUGGCGUGGAUGAAAGAACGGUGGACAUUAAAGAAGAGGACUGUGAGCGGCUCACACCAGAGGAUGUGUGUGUGAAGCUGGAGGAUCACGAAGAAAGAAUUUCAGUUUUUAAAGUGGAGGAGGAGUGCAAGGGGGUGACUGCUGCCAUUAAAGCUGAGGAUUUGAAUGAUUUCAUUGUUGGUCUUGAUAUUCAAAAGCAUGAAACUGAGGAUAUUUUCAAGCAAGGUGCCUGUGAAGAAUCUCCAUCCAGUUUACAUCCCUCGUCCACUAAUACAGGACGACUGUCUACACACGAGAAUUUUGCAGAGCUGAAAUUCGAGUUAUUAGAAUCUGAAGAGAAAAUCACCGAGGGAAAUGGGAGAGAAGGAGAAGAGUCACCUGGGAGUGUUGGAAUAAAUGUACAGAAGAAUGGCAGCUUCUCUCCACCUUCAUUUGGUCAGCCCUCUCUUCAGUACAAUGAGAAAGGUAUGAAGAAAUCAGCAAGAGGAUCAGAGAACCAGACAGCAGUCUUUUUGCAGUGCAGUUCUCUCCCUGCUACUGGAGCAACACAGACAGAAGCCAUCAAAACUGAUGAACAGCAGGUGGAGAAAGAAAUUGAAAUUCAUACUGGAAAAAAUUGUUGUUUGGAAUGUGGCAAACAAUUUAAACACAAACGUGGUCUUAAUAGGCAUAUGAAUAUUCACACAGGAGAAAAACCUCAUUACUGUUCAGAAUGUGGUAAGUCAUUCUUAAGGAAAAGCUAUCUUCAGAAACACAGAAGGAUCCACACAGGAGAAAAACCUCAUUGCUGUUCAGAAUGUGGGAAGUCAUUCUCAAUGAGAAGCAGUCUUCAGAGUCACAGAAGAAUCCACACAGGAGAAAAACCUCAUUGCUGUUCAGUAUGUGGUAAGUCAUUCUUAAGGAGAAGCAGUCUUCAGAGUCACAGAAUAAUCCACACAGGACAAAAAACUUAUUUUUGUCCAGACUGUGAUAAAUCGUUCUCAAUGAAGCGCAGUCUUGAGUCUCACAGAAUCAUCCACACAGGAGAAAAACCUCAUUGGUGUUCAGAAUGUGGUAAAUCGUUCUCACGUAUGGACAAUCUUCAGAGGCACAGAAAAAUCCACAUAGGAGAAAAAACUCAUUAUUGUCCAGAAUGAGCCUAACAAUUUUCUGACAAAUGCUGUUUUCAACGGCACACAGAAAUUGAUACUGGAGAAGCCAUAUUGCUGUUCUCAAUGUGGAAAAAUGUUUUAAACAUUAGCUAAUCUCAAGUAAACACACAAACUCCGACUCAAGCGAAAAUACAGUAUGUAUGCUCUGAAUGUGGCAAAUGUUUUACAAGCCAGAAAGGUCUUUAUCCAAAUGCCCAAAUCCAUACUGAUGAAAAAUCUCAUUGCUGUUCUGAAUGUGAGAAACGAUUCUCUUAUUUAAGGACACUUCAGUGCCACAUCAGAACUCAUAUAGGAUAUAAACCUUAUUGCUGUCCUGAAUGUGAUAAGCAUAUCUCCCAACAAAGCACCAUAAAGAGUCACAUCAGAUGUCACACUGGAGAGAAACCUCACCUUUGCUUGGAAUGUUGCAAACAAUUCUUACGUCUCAAUACUCUGUAUGAGCAUACGACAAGUCAUACUGGAGAGAAGCCUUACUUACAAUUGUAGUGAAUGUGGAAUGUUAUUCUCAUAUAAUAAUUAUCUUCACAAUCAUAAAAUAAUUAAUUCUGGUUAGAAACAAAGCUGUUCUCACUGUGGCAAGCUUUUCUCAGAUAGCACGACUCCUAAAGAUCACAUGAGAAUUCACUCUGGAGACAAAUAUUAUUGCUGUCCAUAGUGUGGCAAAUGAUUCUCACAUCCAAACACAUGUAGGUGCCACAGAAGGAUCUACACUGGAGAGAAGCAAUACACGUGUUCUGAAUGUGGUAAAGUGUGCUCUUCCAGAAAAAGUUUUCAGAGACACACACAAAGUCGGAUUGAAGUAAAGCCUGUCCCAGAAAUGAUAAAUGAUCUUUCCAUUGGAUCCUCGGGCAAAAAAGAUAAUGAAAAAUCUUCUGAAUAUGGUAAAGGACUCCAGUUGAAAGUAGCUAAUAAAUACAUGAGAGUAGUGGAGAAAACGCACAGUAGCAAACGGAUCCUAGAUGUAAGGUAACCUCAGAGCCACUUAUGAAUGCACACUAGAAUACAACACAUUUCACAAACGGCGAGAAUCUUCUUCAACAACUUCUAGGUGCAAGAAAAAAUCUCAUUGUUGCCCUAAAUGCGGUUAACUCUUUUCAGACAGCAGUGGCCUUCAUAUUCAUAAACGAUUGGCCUACUUGCGGUAAGCCCCUUAGCUGUUGUGAAUGUUGAAGUUGUCCUCCUAUAUCAGCCGCCUUCAGCAACACUUAAGAUUUCUGGAAGGACUCAGAAAUGGUACUGCCAGGACGUCAGCCAUACAGGGACUGAUCAUCUCUGCACCAGUGCUGUGACAUAAGAUGGUGAACAAUACAAACACCAGACAACAGAAUGAGGUAGCAACAGUACUGUGCGGUGAUGAUAACUUAAACUGCAGAGCACAACUAAAAAUUAAUAAUAAAAAAAAAAUGGAAAACUCAAAUCAAGUCCACAGUGCAGUGCCAACUACCAGGAUGUGCCACUGACAACGAGGGGAAUAUUUUUGUUUCGGAGCUUUGGAGAUGGGGCCUUAUCUGAGUAGCAAUGAACUUGUACCAUCUGAGAAAGAAAGAAAAAAUCUUGUUACCUGUAAUGAUUAUAAGUAGUUUCUUCACAAUACCAAGGACUGUAUUUUGAAUUAAUUAUGCUGCAGAGAGUUAUAUGAUUUAUUAUUUGUAUGUGAUUUGUUCUUCAUUUAGGUAGAAAUAGAAUCAGACUUGUGCACAGAAUAAGGGACUAACUUGCAUUCUUUGACGAGAAAAUGCUGACCUCUUCAUACUAACAGAACACCCUGUGAUAUUAUAAAGCAGUAGUGACCUGUUUCUGAAUUCUUUCUUAAAACUAUUUGAGCAUAUUUCUGAAAACUGUGAGUUCCCCGAUAACCUCUUUAUCUGAAAGAAGCAAUGUACACAUUCAAUUCAGGAAGUCGUAAGCUAUUAUAAUUUAUGUAUAACCUCAAAAUGAACUGCAAUAUAUAUAUAUAUUAUUAUUACACAAACUAGAUAUAUUGAGGGAAACCCCACGUUUGCCUGCAGGCUAUCUGAUCUGACCAGUCAGUGCCACUGAGCUAGUGGGAGCUGCAGAAUCUAUGACUCACCAAGAAUAAAGAAAUUGUUUUUUUUUUACUUAAAAUUGGUGUUUGUCUUCCAUUAUGUCUGACUCUUGGUAUCCUGUACGGGGACAGAGACGGCCAAGCGACUCCCUGAGUGGGAUCGUCCAGAGGACCAGCAAAAGGACUGAUUCCGGCCAGAUCGGGAGGAUCAGCUCCAGAAGAAGUUUGGACUGGCCUGCCUCAUGCAAAAUUUAAUGUAGGAAAAGGCUUGCAGGUAAGUCCGACUGUAACACCAAAUGCCGGAGGACCCUUUCAACAUCUGCAGAUACAUUUUUUAACUAACCCUGUCUCAUGGGUAUAAAUAUUGCUUAGUAAUCAUCUACGUUUAGUCACGCUGGGUGGAGGCUUUCCCAUUCUGGCACGCAGAUGCCAAGUCUGUGUCCAAAGUGCUAGUUAAAGAGAAAAAAAAUCAUCCCACAUUUGGGGUUUGCCACAGUAAAACUGCCUCACGUUGUUCACUCCAUCUUAGUUCAGGCCAAAACCUCACACCUCACUACUGCCAGGGCAAUACACUAUUAAAAUGUACUCUGUACCCUGUCAAAUGUCACUAUUGAAAGAUGCUCCACUUUGAAUCGGGCUACCUUACUUCUCACUGAGGGAGAGGGGGAACCACACGACUGCCAUGAUGAGAAAACAAAGGUCCUGAAACCCAGGCCGGACCUCCAGGAAACUCCACUAGAAACAGAAGUACUUUAUGUGGAUGGCUGUUUCUUGUGAUUAGACAACGGGACAUUCUCCACCAGUUAUUCAGUGGUCAAAGGAGACAACUUACUUGAAGUAAAUCGAAUCACUUCUAGAUUAAGCACACAAGCUGUUGAGCUAAUAGCUCUCACCCGAGCCUCCCAGUUGUCCAAAGGGAAGGUCAUAACCAUUUACACAGAUUACAGAUAUGCCUUUGGAGUCUGUCAUGAUCAUGGGGCAUUAUGGAAAUUAAGGGGAUUCAAAACCAGUACUGGAAAGCCCACACAACAUCAGAAAUUAGUGGAAUCCCUUCUCAAAGCUAUAACAAAACCAUCAAAACUGGCAAUAGUUAAAUGCUAAGCCCAUAUUGGGAAACAAGACCCAGUCAGCCAAGGAAAUGAACUGGCUGAUCACUUUGCUAACCAGGCCGCCUAUAAUAACACACCAGUCACUUUAUUCUAACAGAAGGAUGACAAAGACACUGAUAAUCAAAUUAUUUCUUUACAGAGCGCCGCCACUGACCAAGAAAGGAUAAGGUGGUCCCGAGAAGGAUCCCUCUCUGAUGGAGUCUAGACCCAUAAGCAAACUAACAAACCAUUCCUCUCAAAGGCUUCUUUUCCAGGAAUGGCAAAAAUUGCACACGGCCUGGAUCACACAGGAAAAGACGCUAUGACUCAGGAUGUCAAGCCACAUUGGGAAACCACAGGGUUCUAAGCAUAUGCUGAACAAUUCUACAUACUGUGUGCCCUAUGUCAAAGGUACAAUAUAGGCAAAGGAACUCGGGUAAGUCCUGCUGUUACCCCGAAACCAGUGGGUCCAUUUGAGCAUCUUCAAAUGGACUUCAUUGAACGAACAUCGUCCAAAGGAUAUCAAUACUGCCGUUUGAUUGUCGAUGUGUUCUUUCGGUGGAUUGAGGCUUUUUCUUCUAAUGCAAAGGCAGUGGCUAAAGCUUUAAUAAAAGAAAUUAUUCCAAGAUGGGGAAUACUAAAGAAACUGCAGACCGAUAAUGAUACCCAUUUUGUGAAGUUCUGUAAUAAAUGAACUGACUACUUGGUUCAGGAUAAAUGUACAUCAUUACCGGAAAUACCAUCCUCAAAGUGGAGGUAUUGUAGAAGGGUGCAGUGGUAUC